AUGGACCAGCCGGACGGAUACCUGGAUGCAACACAGCCGGACUAUGUGUGCAAGCUAAAGAGAUCACUCUACGGCUUGAAGCAAUCGCCUCGCAUGUGGAACCAAACAAUCGAUGGGUUCAUGAUCAAGAUGGGAUUCAAGAAGUGCGAAUCGGACCACUGCAUCUACAUCAAGCGAGACGACCAAGACAUGAUUCUCGUGGUGCUCUACGUCGAUGAUCUCAUCCUGGCCAGCAGCAACAACGAACUCCUCAAGUCAACCAAGAUGGCGCUGAGCAAACGCUUCGAAAUGACGGAUCUCGGUGAGCUCGAUUACUUUCUCGGCAUGGAGAUCAAGAACGACCGUAAGACGGGAAUGGUGACUGUACAACAAACCAAGUUUCUCAAGUCCGUGUUGACCAAGUUCGGAAUGGAUAACAGCAAGCCAGUGAAGACGCCUCAAGAUCCCGGCCUGAAGCUAACCAAGAACAUGUGUGAACAAGAAUGCAAGCACGAAGACACCAUGUGCAACGUGCCAUAUCGAAGUGCUGUCGGAGGCAUCAUGUAUCUCAUGGUCGCCACACGUCCGGAUCUAGCUGCUGCAGUGGGAUCAUUAUCCCAGUUCUCGUCCGACCCAUGCCCGACUCACUGGCAAGCUUUGAAGCGUGUGCUGAGAUACCUGCAAGCAACGCCCAAUCACGGUCUUGAGUUUACACGUGAAGAAGGAAGCCGUAUCUGCGGGUACACCGACGCAGACUGGGCCGGCGACAUUGAGUCAAGACGAAGUACAAGCGGCUAUGUGUUCAUGAUGAGCGGAGGAUGCAUCAGCUGGAAAAGCCAGAAACAACGGACGGUCGCGCUAUCUUCAACAGAAGCAGAAUACAUGGCGCUUUCCGAAGCAACCAAAGAAGCAGUAUGGCUCAAAGUGCUUUUGGGGGAACUUGGUGAGAUGACAAGCGACGAAGCGAUCAAGAUGUAUGAAGACAACCAAGGAUCAAUCGCUCUCGCCAAGAACCCGGAGUUCCAUAAGAGAACAAAACACAUCGACAUACGCUACCAUUUUGUGCGUGAGAAGGUGGAAUCAGGUGAAGUCGUUUUGGAGUAUUGCCCGACUCAAGAUAUGCUGGCAGACAUGACGACCAAGCCGAUCGCCGCUGUACAAUUUGAAAACAUUCGCGAUCGACUUGGGAUCCAAGGUGCCGCAGCUAACGAGUCGAGAGGGAGUGUUGAAAAAGACAGCGGCUGUGAAGAAGACACCUCGUCAAGCUGCGUCAAGUGUUGA
Molecule: messenger RNA, 1260 nt
Organism: Peronospora matthiolae
Lineage: Eukaryota; Oomycota; Peronosporomycetes; Peronosporales; Peronosporaceae
Source: the annotation of a GenBank genome assembly